Messenger RNA from Peronospora matthiolae, 303 nucleotides. The record is from the annotation of a GenBank genome assembly. NCBI's taxonomy places the organism in Eukaryota, Oomycota, Peronosporomycetes, Peronosporales, Peronosporaceae.
AUGUGGCACGGCCCGUUUCGUGUGAUCGAGAAGUGCGGGGAACAUGCAGUGCGGUUGGAGGUACAAGGGGCCCCAUACCGGUUAUUCCCACUCGUUCACGUAUCCAAGCUGAAGCUAGCACAGAUUUUCCCUGGUCGACCUGCUGCGCGGCUGGAGGUGAAGGAAACAGAGCGUGUUGAUUUUGACAAAGCUCUGCUUCCAGAGGACAGCUGGGAAAACGAUCUAGCCGAAGGAGAAUACGAGGUGGAUAUUAUUCGAGAUGUGAGAACAGGACGAAAGACUCGGUACGGAGGGGAACACUGA